Messenger RNA from Nilaparvata lugens (brown planthopper), 486 nucleotides. RefSeq lists its product as uncharacterized. The transcript has 5 exons. Gene Ontology annotation, molecular function: calcium ion binding. The record is from RefSeq and is a predicted model, not a curated record. The coding region runs from base 91 to 486 and encodes 131 amino acids. NCBI's taxonomy places the organism in Eukaryota, Metazoa, Arthropoda, Insecta, Hemiptera, Delphacidae.
GCAUGCAUAACCCCUUUUUCAUGUCUAUAUUGACUGGAGUAUUUGUAAAAUGUUCAUUGUUUUCUUAAUAACACAUUAUAAUAAUAUAAUAUGUUUGUGUUCCAGAAAAUAGAAGAUAAAGAUAGAAACAAAUUCAUAGUAAUUUUUAAUGCGAUUGAUGAUGACAAGGACGGUUUUAUCUCUUCGAGUGAUAUGGAAAGUUUUUUGGAAAAAGGCACAUUUGAUGGAAUGAUAGUGAAGAGAGAAGAAUUCAAGGCGGCAAUUUUGGCCAAAAUAGGAGAAGACGAAGAAAACAAGAUGGACUUGGAUGCAUUCAUCACCUUCUUGUAUGAUGGAAGGAGUUUCGAAGAACAAGAGAAACAUUUGAGAUUUAUAUUCCCUAACAAGACAGAAGUUUCCCGAGAGGAAGUAUGUAAAAGGUACUGGAAAAGUAAUUUCAACCCUGAAGAACUUAAAAAAGCUUACACUAUCGAAGACUUGCAUUAG